CUCCCACCACCCCAGCUCGUCUGCAUUACCCAAUCCAUCCAUCCACCCAUCUAUUCGUCUCUAUUACCUUUUCUAUGGGCCGUGGUGGUUACAAUUAAACCCGUCUGAACCACCAAUCACCGAACCGUCAUCUCAACCUUGUCAUCCAAUCAUCCCAUACUAUUUCACCCAUUGAGGCCCCCCACCCACUCCACCCUCGCCAAAAUGUGCAUCCGCCUCGUGGAGAAAUACGCCGUCUGCGGCUGCACCUACCACGUGCACUCGAUCGACCCCUGCGCGAGCUACGGGCACCACGCCGUCGUCGACCGCGUCGUUAGCGUCGGGUAUUGCUGCACGUCGCACGCGAAGACGACGGCAGUGCACGCGUAGUAGCACAAGGCGACGUAGGCCGGCGCACCGCAACCCAACCACACUCCUCAUCUUUGCUCUACCUUUUUCCGAUUUGCUUCCGCAAACACUCCCUACUGCUGCCCGGUGCAGCGUGGAUGCGAACAUGCGAACCCGAACCCGGUAUUGCUGCAUGCAUGCACUUCUUGUGCGCCUGCGUGCCCGCUUGCUGGGUCUCGUCCUGCAUCAUGCAUGCUGCUGCGCUGCGGCCUUCUUACGACGGAGCUGGACUCCGUCGACUUUUCCUCUCAAUCACCACGCGCUGCGCGUUCGCCUCUCUACCUACCUGCCAUGUGCCUCGCGGCGCAAGGUUCCGCAAGCGGGACAAGAGCAGGAUUUCGUC
Molecule: messenger RNA, 730 nt
Organism: Aplosporella prunicola CBS 121167
Lineage: Eukaryota; Fungi; Ascomycota; Dothideomycetes; Botryosphaeriales; Aplosporellaceae
Exons: 1
Source: RefSeq, a predicted model, not a curated record